AUGGCGACACCGAGUGUGAUGGCGAACGCUCGUCUAUUGCAAGAGCAUAUCGAGAACGCCCGCGAGCAGCUAACACAGUUGCAGGACCAGGUUGACCGUUAUGGUGCCGUGGCCGACACGCUCGCAGAGCUACCCAAUAAAAUAUCGCACAAAGUCAUGGUGCCUCUAGGCAAGCGCGCAAUGGUGCCAGGCAAGAUCGUGCGCUCCAACGAAGUGCUGGCGCAUCUUGGCAAUGAGUAUUUUUCGUGGCGUUCGACCUCACAGGCGGUAGAAAUGAUUGAACGCAAGAAGAAAGAUUUAUGCAAGCAGAUUAUGAAACAGGAGGAGAACCUUAAAGAGCUGUAUUUAAAGAAAAAUGAUCUGAGCUGUAUUACACAGCUUCAAAAACACUACGAAAGCGAAAAUAUUCGUGAGAUCCAGGAAACAGAAGAAGAGAGCGAGCUAAGCACAAAUUCUCAUGUUACAGAUGAAGACAUCAAGGAGUACUUUGAGCUGGAAGACGAGGAGCGACUGAAGCAGGAACAAGCAACGUGGAAUUGGGAUGAUAUGAUGAAGCGAAUGGAAGAUUUGGAAGCGCGUGAAGCUGCUGGUGAAAGCUUUAGUGACAAGGGCAACACGACAAAAGAGGAAUCAUCGACAGAAGAACAGGCUGCUGCUCUGAAAAAUAAGGGAAAUGAAGCAUUCGCUAAAAGUCUUUUUGAAAUGGCUGCUCAGUAUUACUCGCAGGCAAUUAUACUGGAUCCAACUAAUCAUGUUUUAUACGGUAAUCGUGCUGCAGCAUACCACCGGCUUAAAAAGUACAAACUGGCACUAGAAAGCUCUGAGAAUGCCGUGUCGUUGCAGGAAUCGUGGGUGAAAGGGCACUACCGGAAAGCGUGUGCUCUGGCUGCAUUAAAGAAGUAUGAGGAAGCUGCACAAGCUUAUGAACGAGCCAUGGAAUUGUGUCCAACCGAUGGAAAGCUAGCUGACAAAGCAAAACAGAUGCGCGAAAAGGCGAAAGCUAAGGUUGGCAUCAAAAUUGCUCAAGGAUCGGAGUUGAAGCCCCGACCGGCAACGAUGGAGCAAGCACGUGGAUUUUCAGCUUCAAUGAAGCCAUGUGCUGAUCCAAAAUCCUCGUCAUCCUCGAUCAUUUCAAACACUUUGGCGUCAACGGCAUUUUCAGGAAGUAUUGUAGAGCAUGAAACUUCCGUACCAGAUGUGGAUUUAUCCCUUUUGGAACCGCGGCCAUCUCGAUUUCAUGGCACCAACUACACCGGUCAUACUGUAACUUUGGAACCCGUUGGCGAAGCUCAACCGGUAAAACGAGUUUCUCGAUUCAAAGCAGCAAGAUCAGCUCGUGGCUGA
This is a messenger RNA of Plasmopara halstedii, 1344 nucleotides long. RefSeq names its product Molecular co-chaperone STI1. Bases 1 to 1344 code for a protein of 447 amino acids. The transcript is spliced from 6 exons. NCBI's taxonomy places the organism in Eukaryota, Oomycota, Peronosporomycetes, Peronosporales, Peronosporaceae. Gene Ontology annotation, molecular function: chromatin binding; phosphatase inhibitor activity; transcription corepressor activity. The record is from RefSeq and is a predicted model, not a curated record. Gene Ontology annotation, biological process: negative regulation of phosphatase activity; negative regulation of transcription by RNA polymerase II.